Messenger RNA from Temnothorax curvispinosus, 2178 nucleotides. RefSeq names its product sorting nexin-6 (gene Snx6). Gene Ontology annotation, biological process: phagosome-lysosome fusion involved in apoptotic cell clearance. Bases 181 to 1422 code for a protein of 413 amino acids. The transcript is spliced from 11 exons. Lineage: Eukaryota; Metazoa; Arthropoda; Insecta; Hymenoptera; Formicidae. Gene Ontology annotation, molecular function: phosphatidylinositol binding. The record is from RefSeq and is a predicted model, not a curated record.
AAGACCGCGUCCACUCUCUUCCGAGCUAGCGCGUCGAAGAUUGUAUUUUAGGAUUUUGAGCCAGUCCGAGUCGGCUCGCUCGCCGCGCGACAGUUGUACAUACGUUAUUUAGCGAGACGAUCUUGUUAAUCGAGUUGCUGUUAACCACUGUGUGUCAAGGGGACGACGCCAGUCGACGCCAUGAUGGACGGAAUAUGUGACACCACCGACAUAUUAAAUAGCGUGCCUCCCAAGAAGACAAUUCACGCCGAUACCAUAGACCUCUCGGAUAAGUCCUUGCAGGUGGACAUCUCGGACGCUCUCAGCGAGAAGGACAAGGUCAAGUUCACUGUACAUACGAAAACCACCCUACCUGAAUUCCAAAAGCCGGACAAUCUGGUUGUCAGGCAGCACGAAGAGUUUGUGUGGCUCCACGAUCGAUUCGAGGAAAAUGAGGAGUACGCUGGUUACAUCAUUCCACCAUGUCCACCAAGGCCAGACUUUGACGCAUCUCGCGAAAAGUUACAAAAACUCGGCGAAGGUGAGGGAAACAUGACACGCGAAGAAUUUAAUAAGAUGAAGCAAGAAUUAGAAGCAGAAUACUUAGCCACAUUCAAAAAAACUGUUGCUAUGCACGAAAUGUUCUUGACUAGGCUGGCGCAUCAUCCAGUUUUUCGGAAUGAUCAUAAUCUGAGGGUAUUUUUAGAAUACGAUCAAGAUCUUUGUGUGCGAGGAAAGAAUAAGAUGGAAAUGUUUGGUGGUUUGGUGAAAUCGUUCUCGAAAACUACCGAUGAAUAUUACUUAUCGGCUACGGUAAAAGAUGUAAACGACUUCUUCGAUCAAGAAAUGACAUUCCUUCAAACUUAUCAUCAUAAUUUAAAAGAAGCAACGAGGUUGGCCGAUCGUCAAACAGCUAAACAUAAAGACGUAGCAGAUUCAUAUAUAAAGAUUUCCACUAAUCUUUUACAAUUAGCUACAACGGAUAAUGGAAAACUCGAGAGAUUUUUAACUAAAAUCGCCGAAACCUUCGAGAAGUUACGAAAAGUUGAAGGACGGGUAGCGUCAGAUGAAGAUUUAAAAUUAUCAGAUACCCUUCGUUAUUAUAUGAGAGAUACAGCUGCGGCUAAGAGGCUCCUUUUCAGAAGAUUAAAAGCUUUACACGAGUACGAGUCUGCGAAUCGUGCUCUUGAAAAAGCUCGUGCCAAAAACAAAGAUGUUCAUGCAGCACUGGAGGUUGCUGAGGCGGAACAAGCACAGACCGAAGCAUGUGAGAAAUUUGAACAGAUGUCUGAUAAAGGAAAAGAAGAAUUGUUGGAUUUCAAAACUAGACGAGUAGCUGCAUUUAAGAAGAAUCUCAUUGAACUAACAGAGCUCGAAAUAAAACAUGCUAAAUCGCACGCGGAAUUGCUCAAGAAAUGUUUAUCUGUACUUCGGGAAGAGUGAUCUAGCUUUAGCGUUGCCAUGGACAAAUCUACGUGCAUACAUCCUGUAUGCAGAUAACAGUUUAUUUAAGACUAAUAAUGUAAUGUAAUGGUACUGUAAAAUACUAUAUAUUUUUUGUUAUCUAAAUUUACUAGAUCUAUCAUGCUUUAAAAAUAAAGUAUUGUAUUAAUAGCUGCAAAGCGACUUCGAGAAAACUGAUAUUUACUAUUAUUGAGCUGUAAAAAGCUAUGUAAGCGCUACUAUAUUGGUUUUGCUUAAUAGAUAGUAAGAAACUGUGGUUUUUAUAAGAGUUUGGGUAAAAUACGUGUGUUAUGGGAAAAUAAUGCACAUUUGUAUUAUAAAAGUGGAUUAGGUGUUAUAUAUCGAGUCCCUUUGCAGCUUCGAAUUAAGAGCCUGUUAUACGUAUAAAAAGUAAGGUUCUCUAUAUUAACAAAUAUAUAUAUAUAGAAGAGAGAUAUAUAUAUACAUAUAUGUAUAAAUAAGAAUAUAUCCAUACGAGCAUGUUAUUACUAUAUUGCUUAAGUUUAGGGCAACUUUGUGAAGGAGGGAUUGCUAAUAUAAAAGCUCAGGAUGAUUAAAGUUAACAUAAACAAUUAGAUUUUCAUGUAUGAACUUUCCAAAUUUUUAUGACGAUACGCUAGUCCGACAAAUAAUUAUUCAUAAAUGCGUUUAUUUUAGAAUUAGGAAAUGAAACAAUGCAGCAAUGAUUAAGGGGACCUUGAAACGAUUUAUAAUAAAGUGCAAUUAUACUUUUCA